Molecule: messenger RNA, 1436 nt
Organism: Pseudogymnoascus verrucosus
Lineage: Eukaryota; Fungi; Ascomycota; Leotiomycetes; Thelebolales; Thelebolaceae
Exons: 3
Coding region: 278-1108 (276 amino acids)
Molecular function (GO): protein binding
Source: RefSeq, a predicted model, not a curated record
CCAUUGUUUCCUAUAGUAACCUUGGCUGUUGUCCCUGUUGUUCCCCUGAAUGAGCAUAUAUAAUUCCCCUUCUCCCCUUCUUUCUUCCAUUUUCUGUACUAUAUUAUCGACUCCAUCCAUAGAAUAUUGACAAUAUUGACCAUAUUUGCCUGUUUCAUCAAAAUUAAACCAGAUACACCCUUUGAAGCCGUUUGAAUAACUGGAUUCUUAUCGACUGUGCUUCGACUCGGUCGCUAGGCUACCAACCCGACCGAGACAGCAGUCAUAAACCAGAGCCAUGUUCACUCGCCGACCGAGUCAGUCAAAAACAGAAAGCUUCUCAAAGAAAGCCGGUCGAUCGAAGGGCUCGUUUCGAGAACAUGCUGUUUCGAAAACUCGCCAUGAGAAGUCGAGAAGGCCUGCUCCAGAAGAGAGAGAAAACCCACGCCUUUCAAGCACAAUAACCUCCCCGAUAAUCACGUUGAUCGUGGGUCGAGAGCAACGGAUUUUUGCUGCUCACGAAGAUGUCUUGAGCCUGUCGCCUUUCUUUCAACAAGCCUGCCGAGGCCAGUUCAUGGAGGCUCAAAGCAAACGAAUUACAUUACCCGAUGAAGAACCCGAGAUUUUCUCGUCGGUUCUCGAAUAUCUAUACAAAGGGGAUUACUAUCCCCGCCUUGCGUUCAACAAACGCAGGAAUACCUGGGAGCUCGAGCAAAGCCAAGAGGCUGGAGCACCAGCGAUGGAAUCAACAGUGUACCACCAUGGAAUAGAAGGUGAAGUUUUGAAGGAUACCGUUAUAUACUGCACGGCAGAGAAGUAUGGACUUGAAGAGUUGAAGAAGGUAGCUUUGCGCAAGCAAGGCCUCCAGUCUGGCAUUCAGUGCAGCACCAUCCUCGCAUCGGCACGUUAUGCCUAUGCCAAUACCCCGGAUACGGAUUCAAAGCUACGAGCCCAUUAUCUGGCAUUAAUUAUUAGAAGCCGUGGGACGUUCAAGCGAAGUGGAACAAUGCAACUAGAGAUGCAUUCGGGUGGAAGCCAACUGUUUUUUGAUCUCUUCGUCGCUCUUUGCAACCACGUCGACGACAUUGCCAGCGCUGCGAACUCGCCACGCAGUGUUCGACACAUGUAGACAACGUCUUUGGGGCGUUACGGAUCUCUUCAUUUCUCGACUUUCAUUAACCGAUUUUGUGACAAAAAGUGUGUCUUGAUAGUUUUAUGGGGCGUUUUGGGAAAGUGUACAAAUACUCUUCUUAGUUGCUUGAGGCUUGGUGCCUCGCGAUACCUAUGACCGUUUGUUUUGUUGGUUAGUUGCAGCUGAAGGGACCAUCUCCUGUUUUGAGUAUGGGACAAUCCAAAUUGAAUGUAUUAUUUAUGACUCAACAUUCGGAAACGUUAAGAGUCGGCCAUGAGGACUGAACCCUUGGGCAUAGAUAGAUACACAGUCGUUGUUUACUGAG